UAUCCAACAGAAUUUGUGAAGACACAAUUACAAUUACAAGAUGGGUCGAACGCCAAAACAAAAUACAAAGGUCCCCUCGACUGUGCGAUUACCACCGUUCGAACCAAAGGAGUAUUCGGACUCUACAAAGGUCUUUCCGCCUUGGUGAUCGGAACAGCCGCAAAGGCAGGUAUUCGAUUCUUUACUUAUGAUCAGAUCAAAGUUUUAUUACAAGAUGAAAAUGGAAAACUUUCCGGGCCCAGAUCUAUGAUUGCCGGCUUGGGUGCAGGAAUGGUUGAGGCCACCCUUGUGAUAAAAUUGAUUGAUUUUCAUAAUCCUUACAGAACGAAAUUAAUUCACGAUACCACUCGGCCAGAACCACGUUAUAAAGGACUAAUGCACGGCAUUCGCACAAUAGUAGCAGAUGAAGGCGUGGGUGGAAUAUACAGAGGGUUAUUUCCGGUGAUGAUGAGGCAGGGAGCAAAUCAAGCGGUCCGAUUUUCGACGUAUUCCACCCUGAAACAAAGAUUCCAAAAAUACUCAUCAGGUCAAUCAUUACCGUGGACUGUGACAUUUGGCAUAGGUUCAGUCGCUGGUACAGUGACAGUUUAUAGUACCAUGCCGUUGGACGUUGUAAAAACCAAGAUGCAGGGGCUAGGUGCCAAAGAAUUGUAUAGAAAUUCUUUUCAUUGUGCCUGGAAAGUUUUGACCGAAGAAGGGGUCUUUGCGUUCUGGAAAGGUGCAACUCCUAGAUUAGGGAGACUAUUGUUGAUCAAGCUUACUCUGGAAACAAUGGAAGGCGUAAAUUUUGAGCCAUGCCAGGAGCUGAAAGUACUAGUUCUCGACCCUCGCUUCCUUUCUCCGGAUUGGAUUCUUCAAAUUUUGGUGUAA
Acaulospora colombiana is the source of this 870-nucleotide messenger RNA. NCBI's taxonomy places the organism in Eukaryota, Fungi, Glomeromycota, Glomeromycetes, Diversisporales, Acaulosporaceae. The record is from the annotation of a GenBank genome assembly.